Messenger RNA from Dictyostelium discoideum AX4, 3657 nucleotides. RefSeq lists its product as hypothetical. The transcript has a single exon. Lineage: Eukaryota; Evosea; Eumycetozoa; Dictyosteliales; Dictyosteliaceae. The coding region runs from base 1 to 3657 and encodes 1218 amino acids. The record is from RefSeq and is a predicted model, not a curated record.
AUGAAUAAUAAAGAAUUAAAAAAUUUUAAUAAUGAAAAUCAAAAUAUUUUUUGGAAAGUAAUACAUAAUAAAGUUUUAUUUAAUUUAAUAUUUUAUUUUAUAGAAAAUGAUGAAACAAUAAAUCAAAAUCAUUUAUUUUAUCAACAUUUUAUUACAAAUAAUCUUGAUUAUUCAGAUUUAAGAAUUAAAUUUAAAAAUUUAAAAAAUUUAAAUUGGUUUGUUGAAAAAAAUGAAUAUUCAUUAUUAUUAGAUAAAUUAAAACAUAAUCAAUAUAUAAAUGUAACAACAGAAUCAUUAAAAUUAUUCCUUUCAAAAUGUGAAGAUAUUAAAAUCAUUGAUUUAGUUUAUAAAUAUUUAAAUGAUAAAAAUUUAUUACCAUUUCAAAAUUUAGCAGAAGAAUCAAUUUUAAGUGGUAAUAAAAUUUCAUUUGAAUAUUUUUAUAAUUAUAAUGAUAAUAAUAAUAAUAAUAAUGAUAAUAAUAAAUUUAUAUCAAUAAUAAAUCCAACAACUAUUUUAUAUUUAUAUGAAAUUUGUUCAGAUAUUGAAAUUAUUAAAUGUUUAAUUAAUAAUUUAAAAAAAAGAAAUCAAUUUAAAUUAAUUUAUAAUGAUUUUGUAAGAAAGAAAGCAAUCUCUUACUCUUAUUUAAAUAAAAAUUUACAAAAGAAUAUCCUUUUUCAAUUCAUUUUAUCAAAUGAAGAAUUUUAUUUUAUUCCACCUCAAUUAAUUCAACCAUCAAAUAUAAUUCAAUCAAAUACACCAAUUAUUUUACCUUCAAAUUUAACAAUUCCUCAAUUAAAUAAUAAUAAUAAUAAUAAUAAUAAUAAUACUAUUAAUAAAAUUCCAUUUGUUUAUUAUAAAGAUUGUAAUUAUGAAACGAGAAAAAAGAUAUUACAAUUAAAUUUAGUUGAAAAAAAAGUAAUUUAUAAUAGUUCAAAAUUUGAAAUUAAAUUAAAUGGUAAAAAUCAAGAUGAAGAAAUUGAUGAAUUAAAAACAAGUAUUCAUGAAUUUUUUCAAAUAUUUGGUAAAAAGUAUUUUCAAACACCAAUUCAUAUAUUAAAAAGAAUUGAAUUGAUUGAAUGUAAUUAUGAUGGUGUUGGUGGUAGUGAUGGUGAUGGUGGUGGUGAUGGUGGUUCUAUUUCAAAAUCUAAUCAAAUUAAAGAAUUGAUGGAAAUUUUAUUAAUUGAAUGUCAAUUUGAUUUUAAUUUAUUUAAAAUUUAUUAUCAAAGAUUUAAUGAUACAAAAGUAUUAGAUAAAACAGAUUCAAUAACUAAUAAUAAAUUUUUAUUAUACUUAUUUCAAACAAUGGAUUGUAAUGGAUUAUUAUAUUUUACAAACAAUCAUAUAUCUGUAACAUUAAAUGAAAGGAAUUCAUAUAUAGCAUCAUCUAAUAGUAUUACAAGUGGUGGUGAUGGUAAUAAUUUAAUAAUUAAAAUAUUUAAUCAAAAUUAUCCAAUUUUUCAAAUUAAAUUAUUAGAAUCAUUAUUAGAAACUAGUGAUGGUAGAUAUAGAAUUAUUGAAUUUAUUAAAUUUUGUAAUAAUCAAGAUUUAAUUAAAAUUGAGAUAUGGGAUACAUUAAUUAGAUAUUUAUUAUAUUCGAAUAAAUGUGAUUGUAAAUUUUUAGAUAAAAUUAUUUCAAUCGAUGGUUUCAAUAAGAAAUUAGUAUUAUUAAAAUUAAAAAAACUGUCAAAUCAAAUUAGACCAUUUGAAAAAUAUAAAUGGUAUAUUGAAUCUGUUAAACAAUUUAUUAAACCACUUGAAUAUUUUGAAUAUAACAGUUUUUGGGAACGUAAUGAAAUUGAAUCGAUUGAACAUGUUGAUUACAUUUUUGAAAAUAAAUUAUCAUCAUUUUAUACACAACAAGUUUUAAAUGAAACAAAUAAUAAAUUAAUUGAAAUUAAUUUUAAAAUCUUGGAUAUCAAUACUGCAAAUCAUUUUCAUAAUAAAUUUCCAUUCAUAUCAAAAGAACAAAUUUAUACAGAUUGUUACAUUAAUGCAUUAAUUAAUUGCACUGAUUUAAAAACAAUAGAUUUAAUAAAUAAUUUACAAGUUAAUAUAAAGUCAAUACAAUCAAAAUUAAAUUUUAAUUCAAAAUUAGAAGACUCAAUUCAAUUAUUAAUAUAUUUAUGUAAUUAUUGCAAUAAUUCAUUAUCAUGGCAACCUGAUUUCUUUUUUAAUUUCUUUUAUUCAUUAUUAAAUUUUAUUUUUAAAAAUGAUAAUUCAAAUCACAUCACUCAAGAAUUAUUAAAAGAAGUUUCAUUUAAUAAUUUUUAUUUUGAAAAUUAUAAUUGUGAAAUGAUUUUAUUAUUAUCAACAUUUAUUUUAGAAUUAAAUUUACAACAAGUUAAAUUUUUAAUAUCAAGUUUUAAUUUUAAUUUUAAUAAUCAACAACAAAUUCAGCCAAUUAAUAUUUUUAAAAUAUUUCCAAAUCAACAACAACAACAACAAGAUCAUCACCAUACUAAUGAUUUUAAAUGUAUUGUUGAAAUGAUGAAUUACCUUUUAGAUAAUGUGGUACCACCAUCAUCAUCAUCAUCAUCAUUUUCACAAAUAAUAUUAUUUGAUGAAAUUUUUAAUCAUUUAUUUAAAAGAUUAUUAAUAUCAAGUGAUAUUUCAUUUAAUGAAAUUUUAACAAUAAAAUCAUUUUUAAUUUCAAAUGGUAUAAAUUUAAUUGAUGAUACACCAUUUCAUUUAUUUAAUUACCUUUUAAUUAAAUCACCUUAUUUUUUAAAAUAUAUUUUAAAAUCUCAUCCAGAGGGUAUAGAACUAGGUGAACAUAUAUCAAUUCAAAAAAUAAUGACAUCAGAAUUAUUUAAACCAGUUAAUAAUGAUAAUAAUGUAGAAAAUCAAUCAUUUAUUUUUAAUUCAAAGUUUUUUACACUCGAUUCAAUUAUAAAAAGUAGUUUUAAUCAAUUAUUUCAAUUAUUAUCUUCACUAUACUAUUCAAAUUGGUUAAGUAGAGGUUUAGAUAGAAAUAAUUUCGAUUUUAAAUUUAUAUUAUCGAUUGGUAAAUUUGAUUUAAUGUCUGAAAUGUUAUUAAAAAAACAGUUUAAACCAUUUCCAAUAAUGAUACCACAAAUUUUAAAACUACAAGAUAUUAAAUUAAUUAAAUUAUAUAUAACUAGUUUAAUAGAAUAUUAUCAAAAUAAUGAUAAUAAUAAUAACAAUAUACAUGUAUAUAGAUUACUUUUAGAAGCAAUCAAAACAUCAAAUUUAUCAAUUACACAAAUAAUUUUAGAGAAUUUUAAUGAAUUUAAUUUGGAUAUUGAAACAUUGGAUAAAACAAUUAAAGACACCAUUAACCUUUUUGAAAAAACUGAUUCUCAACUUAUCACCUACAUAUUUAAACAUCAUUUACAUCUAUUUAAAUUUAAUAAUAAUAAUGAUAAUAAUAAUAAUACCUCAUAUAAAAAGAUUUUUGAGCAAUUUUUCAUCAAUGGUUCAAUAGAAGUAACUCAACUAUUUUUUGAAAUGUUCCCUUCUCAAUCAUCCAAAGAUUUAGAAAUCACUAAAGAUAUGAUAUCAAUAGCCCUUAAUCGUAAAAAUAUUAAUAUUAUUAAAUAUUUUUAUCAAAAUGGUAAAAUUUCAAAAAUUCCACUUAUCAAUCAUAUUAAAGAAUCUUUAAAAAAUGAAUUGGAUCUUAUUGACUGGUUAGAAUAA